AUGAAUGAAACCACGGAUAUCAUUACAAUUCCAAAUACUGUAGCGGGAAUCUCGCUUUUUAUAUUUUCUGCAAUUUAUCUUUUUAGUCUAUUUAUUAUGUUUCCAAUUUAUGUCUAUGUCUAUAGAUAUAAUGAUAAAAAUGAUAAAAUGGCACUUUUCCAUCCAAUCACAAGUCACUUUUAUAAAAUGAUAAAAUGGUUUCAUGCAAUUGCAUUAUUUUUCAUUAUAUUCCUUAUAUUGGUGUUUAUAUCCUCGAACACAAAAAUUAUUACGACCGCCGUUCCAAUUUUGAUACUGAUUGUCUAUUUAAUGUCUUCCGUUAUAACAAGUAUUCAAAAUUCUCUACUAUUUCUCCUUGCUCUAUAUCGUUUUAUUAUAGUUUUCUUUCCGUCUUGGAAAUCCGUAGCAAGCACAAAUUUCAAAAAACUUAUCAAGAUUUUGUAUAUAUUUUUUAUACUGGUUCAGAUUAUUCAUAAGUUACUACAAAAUAUUUGUAUAAUUAGUUCGAUGAUAGAUGAAAAUAUAUUACUUGUUCCAAUAAACGAUAAGAGAAAAAAUUCCCUGGAAUAUUUUGAAAAAUUAUCAGCCAAAUGUAACGAAUGUACUAAAUUUUAUGAUCAUGUGUUUUGGAUUAUCUACAUAACAGGGGACGUUCUUGUGGUAACAGCUGCAGUUCUUUACGGAAUAAUGUUUUUCAAAAUUCGGAAAUGGAGCCAAUUAGUUGGAGAUUCUCUUAAUCAACCAGAACAAUACAUAUUUUAUCAGACACUGUUUAUUAUAAUUUCUAAAUCUCUUGCUGUCACAUUAAUUUCGUUAUCCUGUCUCAUUUAUGGAGAUUGUGCAGGACAGAAGAUUUUCAUAAUAUUACUGUUCACUGAUUUAACAGUAACUCCUGCAGUAAUCCAGGGAUCAUAUUUGCUUUGUAACCGUUCAAACAUUGAUGUCAUAUUAUCGAUUAAAUUCAAAAAGUUGAGAACAUGGAAAGUUAUAUUUUGUGUUGCAAAACCUAGAAGGCGAAGAAAAAAAUUGAAUAAAGUUGCAAUUAUUGAAAUGAAACAAAACAAGAAUAACGAUGUUUAAUGAAAUUUGGAAGACUUUU
Molecule: messenger RNA, 1099 nt
Organism: Caenorhabditis elegans
Lineage: Eukaryota; Metazoa; Nematoda; Chromadorea; Rhabditida; Rhabditidae
Gene: srz-3
Product: Serpentine Receptor, class Z
Exons: 4
Coding region: 1-1080 (359 amino acids)
Source: RefSeq, marked reviewed